AGGAAAGGCCGCACUUGUGAAAAUCACAACCGUUGUAUUGAUCAACAUUGGUCUGAUUCAUAACCCACAGGAAAAGCCGGGAACGGGUCUAAGAGUAUGGAUAUCUAUACAUAGAACAGGAGCAUUAUGAAAUGCUACGAAGCACGGCCUUAUUGACAGAGGCUAACAUACCCUUGCUUUCGCUGUGAUCAUGAAAAUGUUGAUCAGUGUGGGGACAGUACGAGGUUGUUCGCCAGGACUGACACUGUGUUCAUCAACAAGCAGUCAAUGGAGGAGCUAGCGCAGCUAUUGAUCUACGGAACACUCACCACUUUCAUCUACUAUAGUGUAGAACGCUGGUUGGCUAUAUAUUGCUCCGCCCUGGUUGUCGAGUACAGCAAUCUCCAGCAGGCAGUCCGUCAGUUGAGACACCGAUACACAGUAGGCAUCAUGAGUUGGGGAUACACCACAGAGAAUGGACCAAAGACAUGGGUCAACAACUUCCCCAUCGCCGCUGGCCAGCAACAGUCUCCGGUGGACAUCACCUCGGCCAAUGUCCAGUUCGACGAGAAGCUGGCCGCCAACCCGCUUUCUGUCAAAUAUUACGUGGAACAGAACAUGGACUUCGAGAACACUGGGUUCUCCGUCAAGGCCAACAUCCGGGAACCGUCCACUAUCUCUGGGGGUCCCCUGGACAACACAUAUCAACUUGAACAGUUUCAUCUUCACUGGGGGUCAUGUGACGAGAGGGGCUCGGAACACACUGUAGAGGGCAAGACGUUCCCAGCCGAGCUUCAUCUAGUCCAUUGGAACCGUGACAAAUAUUCCAGCUUUGGAGAGGCGGCAGACAAGCCUGAUGGUUUGGCAGUGUUUGGCAUCUUUUUGGAGGUUGGUGCUGAACAUGCGGGUUUCAAACCUUUAACCGACGGCUUAGAAGCUGUCAAAUUCCGUUCCAAACAUGAGCAGGUCAAAGGCCAGUUCAACCCCAAAUGCUUCCUUCCAGAAUCCCUGUCCGAGUACUGGACUUACCCCGGGUCUCUGACCACGCCCCCAUGCUACGAGAGUGUCACGUGGAUUGUAUUUAAAGAACACAUGGUAGUAUCUGAGAGCCAGUUGAAGGCCCUCCGGAGCAUGUUUUGCGGGGACUGCGAGGGCGACUGCAUCGUUGACAACUACAGGCCCCCAUGUGAUCUAGGCAGCAGGAAGGUCCGAGCAGCAUUCAAGCAGUGACUGUGAUACAUUGUGGCUGUAACCAAACCUGACUGACACAAGGACUGGAGAUCAUGAUGACUGUCCCCGUUUGGUGGAAGGAAUUGUAGAACACUGCCGGAAAUAUUUGUGACUAUCAAAAUAUAGGAAUAGAGUGACAUUGUUCCAGAUUUAUAGAAUUACAGGAGCUUACUGGAUCUGGGUCAUAAACAAUAGACUUCAGCUUGAGUCAAUGAGCUGACACAUAUCUGUUGAGCAAAUCUUCGAGCAUGUGGAGCUGAACGAAUGUUCUUCACUAUAUUCAGGUCAUGAGUAGUAACGAAUGGGAGACCAGCAAGGUAAUUCACAGUUCCCUUACGGCACCAAACUGAUCGAACCUUCAUCGGGGGUCCCACCAUCAUUGAGUAUGAUUGUUUCUGGGUGAAUGGGUCAUGGUAUGUCAACAUUAAUGCAAUGUCUUUCAUCAUAUCAUAGUACGGAUGUCACUAGAAUUUUACUUUUACUAUUGCAAUAAAUCAGUGCCUAGUAUGUAGUUGUUGAUUAAAAUAUUUGCAAUGUU
Messenger RNA from Haliotis rubra (blacklip abalone), 1747 nucleotides. Its product is annotated as carbonic anhydrase 2-like. Gene Ontology annotation, molecular function: carbonate dehydratase activity; zinc ion binding. NCBI's taxonomy places the organism in Eukaryota, Metazoa, Mollusca, Gastropoda, Lepetellida, Haliotidae. Gene Ontology annotation, cellular component: cytoplasm. The coding region runs from base 268 to 1209 and encodes 313 amino acids. The record is from RefSeq and is a predicted model, not a curated record. The transcript is spliced from 8 exons.